AUGCCUGUAUUGGUCGCAACCUGCAUGGAUACAGCGCAGCAUGGCUGUGCUCAGCGAAUGACAAGCAAUCCUUCUGACAACUGGUCGGUUGAGCGUGAACCGGAAGAGGCAGUGCCCCGUUAUAUGGUCGCUAACAGAAAUAUAUACUGCGAUUCACGCCAGCGUACAGUCCGAUCAAACGAGCUUGCUCGAAAGAUGGCAGGUGGAGAGGAGAUCGAGCUUCGCAAGCCGGGGGCUUCGGUGACCAUUACUGAAGGCCUGCUGCCAUUGUGGCGUGGCAAUACUUACCAAAAUGCUUCCAACACCGAGAUAGUCAUGGACGCGUACCUACCGUAUCAGAGAAAGCAGUGCUAUUACGCGUGGUCUGAUUGCGGUCGCCAGUUGGCGGCUCGAACAGACCGCGACAUCCUUGAGAUUGCAGACGACGUCGCGAAAGGACUGCCGAAAGAAAGCAUCCGAAAGCGGCUAGGUCUGAGGCUUGCAAACCAAAAGGUUGGAGACAAGAGCGAACUGCUCGACGCAUCAAUCGACCUUUCUGCCCGGCUCCUGACGAUGACGGACAUCGGCCGGCUUCGCUAUGCAGUCUGCCGUCGAAAUGUGCUUCCAUGGAACGAAGGCUCUUUGAAAGAGCUUCUUGAAGUCCAUUUCAACCAACCAGUAACAUUGGACCAUGAUGUUAAGUUGGAAAAGGCCUUUAACGCGCACAGCUUUCGCCGUAUCACUGGAUUUGAGGUCGACUGGACUGAUAACCUAGCAGACCAUCUGCGUUUGGACGAGGACAAUCGGAGACUAGCCAUAUUUCAUCAUGCGUCGUUUCUGAAAUGCCAGCGAAGCGGGCUCUUUCCUGAAAGGUUUGUGGAGGAGACUGUUCAGACGCUGGCGUUGUUCUUCCCCCAGCUCGAUCGGGAAAUAACAGCAUGGUUGAAAAAAUUGCCACAAACUUUGAACAUUGAUAAGGAUUUGACCAAGUGCGGCCGCCUCAGGCCUCAUGCUCGCCAGAUCGGGAACUUCAAAUUCUGGCAUGACCGCCUGGUGAUGCUCAAGCAAGUAUACGACCAGUCUCAACCAAGGACGCUUUCGCAGUUAUGGUACGACAGGCGCAACGCGCUACAGUGGUAUACUUUCUGGAUUGCAAUCAGUGUGUUCUGGCUCGCAAUUGUGUUCGGCAUGGUGCAAUGCAUCGAAGGCGCAUUGCAGACGUAUAAGGCUUUCAAACCAACUGGCGCCACAAAAACUCAGCUUUGA
Molecule: messenger RNA, 1245 nt
Organism: Exophiala xenobiotica
Lineage: Eukaryota; Fungi; Ascomycota; Eurotiomycetes; Chaetothyriales; Herpotrichiellaceae
Exons: 2
Coding region: 1-1245 (414 amino acids)
Source: RefSeq, a predicted model, not a curated record